GGCUGCCUUUACCAACAAAAACACAGCCGGUGUUUCCUUGUUUACAUUCCCGAAGGUGAAGCUUUACUGUGGAACAGAGCGGUCAAGCGGACAUGGUUCCCGAGCACAUGUCAACCGGCAGGUUUCGGUGAGAAAAUUGUGGUAAUAAGUCGGCUCUUACCGUAGUCAUGAGCGGAGCUUGCGUCCUCCUCCCACCAGAGACACUGGCAGUCACCACACCGUGGCCACACCCCUCCGACUUUCAGGUACCAUAUAAUCUCACUAAAACACUAAUAACACAAUAAGCAGAUAAGGGAUUUUCCAGAAUUAUCUUAGUAAAUGUGUCUAAUAACAUCUGAAUCGCUCCCACUGCCCUGUCUUUUUUUUCCCCCUAGUCCUUCACUCUCACUUUCCUCAUCCACGAAUCUUUCAUCCUCGCUCAAAUUAAUGGGGAAAUCGUUGUUUUCUCGGUCCGAAUCGCUCUCGCUGCUGGUGGCCAUGAUUGUAAACAAUGUUCAGAUGUGAGGAGCUCCACAACCCGUGACAUCACACGCACAUCGUCUGCUACUUCCGGUACAGGCAAGGCUUUUUUAUUAGCGACCAAAAGUUGCCAACUUUAUGGUGGAUGUUCUCUACUAAAUCCUUUCAGCAAAAAUAUGUUGAAAUGAUGAAGUAUGACACAUAGAAUGGAGCUGCUAUCCCCGUUUAAAUAAGAACAUCUCAUUUCAGUAGGCCUUUAAGCUCCUCCCCCAAGUGGCUGAGGUGGUAGAGCAUCCUCCUCUCUCUCUCUCUCUCUCUCUCUCACUUUGCCUCCUUCACAUUUCUCCACUCACCCGUCCUCGGACCUUCUAGAAACUUUAUUCCAGAGACUUUUGAGGGCGAAGAAGACCCGAAGAGUGGUCGGCAGAGACCAACACGGACGAUGUGCGGUGCGCGUCAUCUCUUCCAUGAAAGAGGAAGCGCGCGGAAGGAGAGAUGGACAUCUUUUCCGGACUUGCAUCCGUCCAAAGUCCACACAUGGCCGUGUUAGAACCGCCACUGCUGCUCCUCCUGGUCCUGACCCACCUCGGCGCGGCUUUCAACUUAGACGCCCGCCACAGCCUCGUUCUUAGCGGGCCGCCGGGGAGUUAUUUCGGCUACUCGGUGGACUUCUUCGCUAACUCUUCGAGUGUGAGCCUCUUGAUCGGCGCCCCAAAAGCCAACACCAGCCAGCCUGGCAUCAUUGAAGGAGGAGCUGUCUUCUUGUGCUCCUGGAACCAGACUAACUGCAGCAUUAUCAACUUUGACACGCAAGGUGAUCAGUAUUUUUAUAUAAACGAUGUGAACACCCAGGUUGAGUUCAAGUCCCGUCAGUGGUUUGGAGCGACCGUGCGUUCCCAUGGCAAUAAUAUCCUGGCCUGUGCUCCCCGGUAUUACUGGAGGACGGAACACGACACUCCCUUUGCCGAUGUUACAGGAACUUGUUACCUCUCUGACAGUCUCAAGUCAUUUGUGGAGUACGCCCCCUGCCGAACAGAAAGACAUGGACCUGCAGGACAGGGUUAUUGUCAAGGAGGAUUUAGUGCCGACUUCACAAAGGACGGCAGGGUUGUGCUUGGUGGACCAGGCAGCUUUUACUGGCAAGGUCAGUUGAUAUCAGCCAUGCCUGAGGAGAUUGUCAAAGCCUACUACCCUUCCUACUUUUUACUGUCGGUUGCCGGGCAGAUUCAAACAGGACAGGUGCAAGGCAGCUACGAUGACAGCUACCUCGGUUACUCUGUGGCUGGCGGCGAGUUCAGCGGGGAUGAUGAGGAAGAUUUCAUCACGGGAGUUCCAAAAGGCCUCAUGCUGUAUGGUCUAGUGAGCAUAUUCAAUGGAAAGGAUCUGAAGUCACUGCUCAACGUGACAGGAGAGCAGAUGGGGUCCUACUUUGGCUACGCAGUCGCAGCCACGGACAUCAACAAGGACGGGAUGGAUGACCUGCUAGUGGGAGCUCCAAUGUUCAUGCGUCGUGGGUCCAAUGGGCAUCUGGAAGAGCUUGGGAAAGUGUAUGUGUACCUCCAGAGAGGACCUUUGCAGCUGGAGCCGACUGUGCACCACCUACUUGGCCAGCAGCCCUUCAGUCGGUUUGGAACCUCAUUGGCGCCUCUGGGUGAUCUCAACCAGGACGGUUUCAACGACCUGGCUGUUGGCUGUCCCUACGGGGGAGAAGACCAACAGGGACUGGUUCUUAUUUACAAUGGUUACUCUGAAGGAUUGAAGAACACGCCUGCUCAGACUCUCGCUGCCUCAUGGCCUUCCAGCUCUUUUCCUGCCAACUUUGGUUUCGCACUGCGAGGCAACACAGAUCUAGAUCUCAAUGGCUACCCAGACCUGAUUGUAGGCUCUUUUGGGGCUGACAAAAGUGUGCUGUACAGGUCUCGUCCGAUAGUGAACGCCAGUGUGUCUCUGACGGUCCAGCCGACUAUGUUCAACCAAGAAGAGAAGCUUUGUGAGCUUUCCACAGGCACUGGAACCACAGCCGUGUCCUGUGUCAGCGUUGGUUUCUGUGUGCUGGCUGACGGAAAGCACCUCCCUUCUAGUCUCGGAUUUGUGGUGGAAAUUGAGUUGGACAGAACAAAGCACAACCACAAAGAAUCAGUCAGGAGGACUCUGUUCCUGGAAAGUCAGCAGCCCAGUCUGAUGAGGACCUUGAGCCUCACCAAUGGAGAACGUCUCUGCCAUGACACCAAGGUCUAUCUACGGGCAGAAGAGGAGUUUCGGGAUAAACUCUCCCCGAUAUACAUUAGCCUGAACUUUAGCCUGGAUCCCCAAGCCCCAGUGGACCAAUAUGGCCUCAGACCUAUCUUGAAUGACCAGACUGAACAGCUGAUAGAGCAGAAGGCCCAGAUCCAGCUGGACUGUGGAGAGGACAACAUCUGUGUGCCUGACCUGAAGUUGGAUGUUUACGGCGACAGAACAGAAGUUUACCUGGGCGAUGAAAACUCCCUGAGCGUGACCUUCAACGCCAGAAACGAGGGAGAAGGCGGGGCCUACGAGGCGGAACUUUACGUGCUGCUUCCACCAGAGGCCGACUACAGCGGGAUAGCGCGCAACAAUGCGAGUUUGACUCAGCUAACCUGCAGCUACGAGGCAGAAAACCAGACCCGCUUCCUCAAAUGCGAUCUGGGAAACCCCAUGAAAUCCGGCACCAGUUUUUGGGCCGGUGUCCGAUUCACUGUUCCCAGACUGGAGGACACCCACAACACCGUACAAUUUGAGCUCCAAAUAAGAAGUAAAAAUGCUAAUAACUCAGAGAGUGAAGUGGUGCUCUUCCAGCUGGAGGUAGCUGCAAUGGCUGAUGUCAUCCUGCAGGGUGUUUCUCGGCCAGACAAAGUCUUCUUCCCCCCUCCCAACUGGAGUGUUCAUCAGAGUCUGGUCAAUGAGCAGGACAUUGGCCCUGAGCUCCAACAGGUCUACGAGUUGGUGAACAACGGCCCCAGUGUCGUCAGUCAAUCCACAUUAGAGGUGAGAUGCCCUCUCAAGGCUCUCGGCCACGACCUGCUCUAUCCUGUGGACGUGGUCACGGAAGGACCCCUUAGCUGCUCUUCUCAACACACUCUCAAUGCACUGAAACUUAAGCUUCAGCCUCCUGCCACAAAGAGUCCCUCAUCUCUGCAGUCCACACCAGAACAUCUUAUCCACAAGAGGGAGGUCAAAAGUUCCAUGCCUGAACACGGAAACUUGACAUGCUCAACCGUGGAGUGCUGGCGGCUGAAGUGUAACGUUGGGCUGCUGGACAGAGGAGCCAGUGGUAUACUCCGUGUUCAAUUCCGACUUUGGGCAGAGACUUUCAUUGAGAGGGCCUACAAGCAGUAUCUUUUGGAAUGCUCUGUUCAGUUCACUGUGGACAAGAUGCCUUAUUCCAUUCUUCCAAAAUCAAAGCCAUCUGGCUUUAAAAAGGUGGUGACGUCUGUCCUGUGGAGCAAGCCUGAUAACAUUUUCUCUGUUCCCUGGUGGAUCAUCGUUCUGGCGGUUCUGGCUGGGCUGCUUUUACUCUCCUUGCUCAUUUACCUGCUGUACAAGAUGGGCUUCUUCAAAAGGUCAGAUCCAUAUGGUACAGCCAUGGAGAAGGCCCAGCUUAAACCCCAGGCGUCCUCAGAAGCCUAGAACACCAGCGGAGCCUCCAGAGCGGCCGGGACAUUGGAAUAAUAUCACUUUGAUAAGCAUGACUGAGACUUUGUCAGGAAUCAUUGAUGGACAUGUUGUAUCACUGGAAUACACACACUCUGGUGCUGCACUAAAAUAUCAGCCACGAAGAAGAAGAAGAUGCCAUGCAGGUGAGCUUCUAAUGUCAUAAAGAUGUUGCUUAUUUGGAAUCAGAACAUGGUCUACAACCUAAGAGGGAACAUCAAAGUAAAUCGACUUCAGUUCCCUUUUGGGGCGUGAUCAUUUGUUUUAACAUUUCUUGAGUUGUUGAGUGUUAUUCAAAUAUUCAAUACUUAACAGGAGAUUAUUUCAGCCACCUCCAUUUUAGUCUGGGUGUUAACAAAUACAGUGGAACCCGUUUAUGUGCACACCCCUCUGACCGGGUGACUGAUGUCAACAUAAUCCAAAGUAGCCAUUGCUGAAGUUGCACUUUUUUAAAAACUUUUUCUAGCAAUAUAAGGAGAAUAAUGUAUGACCUAAAGCAGGGGUCACCAACGCGGUGCCCGUAAGGACCAGAUGAGUCGCCCGCUGGCCUGUUCUAAAAAUAGCUCAAAUAGCAGCACUUACCAGUGAGCUGCCUCUAUUUUUUAAAUUGUAUUUAUUUACUAGCAAGCUGGUCUCGCUUUGCUCGACAUUUUUAAUUCUAAGAGAGACAAAACUCAAAUAGAAUUUGAAAAUCCAAGAAAAUAUUUUAGAGACUUGGUCUUUACUUGUUUGAAUAAAUUCAUUUAUAUUUUUACUUUGCUUCUUAUAACUUUCAGAAAGACAAUUUUAGAGAAAAAACACAACCUUAAAAAUGAUUUUUCGGAUUUUUAAACACAUAUAACUUUGGAACCUUUUAAAUUCCUUCCUCUUCUUUCCUGACAAUUUAAAUCAAUGUUCAAGUAUUUUUUUUUUUUGUAAAGAAUAAUAAAAUAUUUUAAUUAAAUUCUUCAUUUUAGCUUCUGUUUUUUCGACGAAGAAUAUUUGUGAAAUAUUUUUUCAAACUUAUUAUGAUUAAAAUUCAAAAAAAAUAUUCUGGCAAAUCUAGAAAAUCUGUAGAAUCAAAUUUAAAUCUUAUUUCAACGUAUUUAGAAUUUAUUUUAACAUUUUUGUUCUGGAAAAUCUAAAAAUGAUAAUGAUUUGUUUUUGUUAGAAAUAUAGCUUGGUCCAAUUUGUUAUAUAUUCUAACAAAGUACAGAUUGGAUCUUAACUUAUUUAAAACAUGUCAUUAAAAUUCUAAAAUUAAUCUUAAUCAGGAAAAAUUACUAAUGAUGUUCCAUAAAUUCUUUUUUUAAUUUUUUCAAAAAGAUUCGAAUUAGCUAGUUUUUCCUCUUGAUUUUUUUCGGUUGAAUUUUGAAUUUUAAAGAGUCGAAAUUGAAGAUGAACUAUGUUUCAAAAUUUAAUUUUCAUUUUUUUUGUAUUUUCUCCUCUUUUAAAUCGUUCAAUUAAGUGUUUUUAUCACCAUUUAUUCUCUACAAAAAAACCUUCCAUAAAAGAAAAAAAAGAUGUACGACGGAAAGACAGACAGAAAUAGCCUUUUUUUAUGUAUUUAGUUUUAUUUAUUAAAGGUAAAUUGAGCAAAUUGGCUAUUUCUGGCAAUUUAUUUAAGUGUGUAUCAAACUGGUAGCCGUUGGCAUGAAUCAGUACCCAAGAAGUAGCUCUUGCUUUCAAAAAGGUUGGUGACCCCUGUCAUACAGUAUGUUUAUACUCUUUUGAAACAGAGCUUGGCCUUCAUGGCACAAGCUUGCUGGAGCACAAAAACUUGCCGGAGACCCUUUUUCGCAGGAAAGAUGAGUUGUAACAAGACUGACGUUGACGAGGAAACGCUUGCUGCCUCACGCCAACCUCAUAGCAGACAGCACAUUUCUGCAGGCUGUGGGUACUUUGCCGACACACAAAAGUUGGUCGUUCCUGUUUUGCCAAUAUUUGAUUAAUACAAUGCAAUAAUUUAAGGAACAGUAUAUCGUCCCAGGCUUACUUGCUAGUAAUAAGAAGAGUUGACUGGGACUUGAUGAGUGUACAAGUUGUUGUGUUGUAGCAAGACCGACUUAAGCGGGUUCCAUUGUAUACAUUUUUGGUUGUAUGGACAUAAGUGGCUUCAAAGAGGAUUAGUCACAGGUACAAGGUGAGAUUUUACUCACUGUUGCUUCUACUAACCAGGAAACGUGACACAGGAAAGUUCUAUAGAAGGGCUCUUGAACAAUUUUUAGUUUCUUUUCAUUUAGCUGUUUCUCUUCUCCCUAAAUCAGAGGUCGGCAACCCGCGGCCCAAGACCCGCAUGCGGCUCUUUGACCACUCUGGUGCGGCUCAGCUGUAAAUUUACCGACCAUCCCGAAUUUACCAGGAGAUUUCUGACCUCGGAGCCUUUCCCUAAAAUUGUCUGAGAUUUGCAUGCAGCGAUUUUCACUGGGACAGCAACAUUGUGAGGCGCACCCUGAUGGCAGUGUCCAUAACAUCUUCUAACACCUGUAGUUGUGCCCGCUGUUACACAACACUAUGUGCGUGCGUGCCGGUCACAUAUUGUGUGAAACCUCAAUUACAGUCCUCAAGCGAUUGCAAGGCAUACUUGUUCAACAGCCAUGCAGGUUAGACUGAGGGUUGUGAUAUAAACAACUUUAACAUUCUUACUAAUAUGCGCCACACUGUGAACCCACACCAAACAAGAAUGACAAACCAAAAUUUGGGAAGACAUCCGCAUUGUAACACACCAUAAACACAACAUAACAAAUACCCAGAAUCCCCUGCAACCCUGACUCUUCCAGGCUACAUUAUUCACCCCCCAACUCCGCCCACCUCAACUGACGCAGGAGGGGGUGGGGGGCUGGUGCUAGCGGGGUGUAUAAUGUAGCAUGGAAGAGUGCGGGUUGCAUGGGAUUCUGGGUAUUUCUUAUGUUGUUUUACAGUGCGGGUGUUUUCCCGAAAUGUAUUUGUCCGUCUUGAUUUGUGUGGGUUCACAGUGUGGCGCAUAUUUGUAUCAGUGUUAAAGUUGUUUAAACUGGCACCCCCAGUGUGACCUGUAUGGCUGUAGAACAAGAAUGCCUUGCAGUCACAUGUGUCCGUCUGCAGAAGCCACAUACAACACGUGACCUGAUUGUUAAGCUGUUUGUACAAGUUGUGGAGGGCAUUAAAGACAGCGCUAUUCUAGCACGCCCUUAUAUUUGUUGAAUGGGUUUACUCAGCAGACGUCCGACGUAGUAGUCACUCUUAAACCCGCGAGUGUCCUGGACAAAUCGACAAAUCGGGAGGAAUUGUAUGCGUGAUGCUCAUAAGGGGCAUUCAUAUAAAACUCACUGGCUGCACUAACAUCAAAUCUUCAUAUUUAAUUGCGGGCCGCGUGUCUGAGACCCCUGGUUUAUACAUAGCACAAAGCAAAAAAAUCCUUCUGUAUACAGUGUUAUUUCAUUAUAAAUUUCAAGAGUCUUGUGGCUCCAAUUAUUUUCUGUAUUUUGUGAAACGUGUCAAAAUGGCUCUUUGAGUGGUAAAGGUUGCCGACCCCUGCCCUAAAUAAAACACACUGGUCGUUUAGAAGCUGGCUUCAGUCCAAGAAACGCAACAAAAGUCCCCAAUGCUUUGGUGUUCCUUCUCUCUGAAAAUAUGUAGUCAUUCUUGCAAUUGAACAUUUCGGUCAAUCUUGGCUUUUACUGAUAUUUUCCAAAAAACUACUCACCACUUGUUAUUUAUGUCAUUAUGGUUGACUUUGUACUGUACUGUCAUGCAGGACAAUCCUGAUCAAACUGCAAUGUUGAACUUGAACAUUUCCUCUCCCAUAUUGGGAGGUACUUACUGUGUAUGUUGGAUUGUUUAUGCUAUAUAUGUUGUGCCCCCAAAAUAAAGCCUAAUUUUGUAUACCGA
This is a messenger RNA of Nerophis ophidion (straightnose pipefish), 7980 nucleotides long. RefSeq names its product integrin alpha-5-like. The transcript has 30 exons. The coding region runs from base 955 to 4107 and encodes 1050 amino acids. Gene Ontology annotation, molecular function: integrin binding. Gene Ontology annotation, biological process: integrin-mediated signaling pathway; cell-cell adhesion; cell-matrix adhesion. Gene Ontology annotation, cellular component: integrin complex; external side of plasma membrane. Lineage: Eukaryota; Metazoa; Chordata; Actinopteri; Syngnathiformes; Syngnathidae. The record is from RefSeq and is a predicted model, not a curated record.